CACCCCACAACGCCAGCCAACUUUCAGCCAUGGACCUCCUCUCCUCUCCCUCCUUCCCCUCCUCCACCUCCACCUCCACCCUCCUCUCCUCCCUCAUCAUCCUUGCCGCCGCCUACCUCACUUUCAGGCAAUUCCGCCGCCGCCGGCCGCCCGUCUACCUCCUCGACUUCUCCUGCUUCAAACCCCCUCAAAACUACCGCGUCCCUUACGCCGCUUUCGCCGAACACGCUCGCUUCAUCCUCGGCGAGGAGACCGCCUCUUUCCUCAUUCGAGUGCUCGAAAAAUCCGGCCUUGGGGAGGAAACCGCCCUCCCCGUCGGCGCUCACUACAUUGAACCGACUCCGGUGCCGACUAUGAGCGGAUCGCGGGAGGAGGCCGAGCUGGUCAUCUUCUCCGCCGUCGACGACGUGUUGAAGAAGACGGGAGUUGACCCGAACGACAUUGGAGUUCUUGUUGUCAACAGCAACAGUUUUUAUCCGGUGCCCUCCUUGACCUCCAUGAUCGUCAACCGGUACAAGCUCAAAAGCGAUAUUCGGAGCUUCAGCCUUGCGAGCAUGGGAUGCAGCUCAGGGCCGAUUUCUGUUGGCCUUGCUAAGGAUCUCUUAAUUGCGAACCCAAACUCGGGUCUAGCUCUGGUCGUGUCCACUGAAAUCAUAACCUCCCCCAGCUGGUACCAAGGCAAGCUCCGGUCAAUGCUCAUCCCCAACUGCCUCUUCCGUCUUGGCGGCGCCGCCAUCCUCCUCUCCGCCUCCCCCUCCCACCGCCACCGCUCCAAAUACGAACUCCUCCACGUCGUCCGCACCCACCUCGCCUCCGACGACAUCGCCUACCGCUGCCUCUGGAUGGAAGAGGACGAAGCCGGACAUCUCGGCAUAUCCCUCGGCAAACAAGUCGUCGAAGUCGCCUCCAAAGCCCUCCAACUCCAUUUCGCUUCCCUCUGCCCUCUCGUCCUCCCCUUCUCCGAAAAACUCCGCUACAUCUCCUUUCUACUGCAACGCCCCAACAGCAAAUCGGACUCAUCCAAGCCGACUUUCGUCCCGCAGUUCAGGCGCGCGUUCGAACAUUUCUGCCUGCACGCUGGGGGGAAGGCGGUGGUGGACGGGCUGCAGAAGGUGUUGGAGCUGACGGACGAGGAGGUGGAGGCCACCAGGAUGUCGCUGCAUCGCUUCGGCAAUACGUCGAGCAGUUCGGUGUGGUAUGGGUUGGGGUACACGGAGGCGAAGGGGAGGGUGAGGAAGGGGGAUAGGAUCUGGCAGCUGGGACUUGGGGGCGGGUUUAAGUGUAAUAGUGCUGUUUGGAGGUGCGUUAGGGAUGUGGAUCCAAAGAAGGAAGCUGGUGGGGCGUGGGCGACUUGCGUUCAUAGGUACCCGGUUUAUUGCUCAUGAAACCGCGUUUUGUAACCGCGCAAGGUACAGUUAAGUAUAGUGCAAUCCAUUUGGCAAUUGUUAACGAGGAUUUGAACCAAAAAUUGUGGGAGUUUGUAGUACCUGAAUAAUUAUUCUUUGUGUUAUCAUCAAGGAAGAAGUGUAUGAUUAUUAUGAUUAUUAUUAUUGUAUUCAAUUGGUAAUUGGAUGGGUGAGGGGGGACUUUAAUUUGUGUUUGUCGGUUAUAGGGUUCAUUUCAUAAUGCUGUAUUGCUUUUAUAUUGCUGUUGUUGACUUUGUAUGAAAUAAUAUUAUCACAUUUUUAGCUUGA
Molecule: messenger RNA, 1694 nt
Organism: Phalaenopsis equestris
Lineage: Eukaryota; Viridiplantae; Streptophyta; Magnoliopsida; Asparagales; Orchidaceae
Product: 3-ketoacyl-CoA synthase 6-like
Exons: 2
Coding region: 30-1385 (451 amino acids)
Biological process (GO): fatty acid biosynthetic process
Cellular component (GO): membrane
Molecular function (GO): acyltransferase activity, transferring groups other than amino-acyl groups
Source: RefSeq, a predicted model, not a curated record